CGGACUCUGACGCUCCAGGCAAUUUUUCUUGCGCCUCUCGAUCUCACUCCACGUUUGCACAACGCACUAAAAUCCCUCUCUCUCGUAUAACAGCUACUCGGACGCUCAAGAUGGACGUCGACAUGCGUAUUAAGGAAGAUCCCGACCUCGAUCGCGACCAAGAGAAACUGGGAGGUAGCAGAGACAGAGACCGCAGAGAUAGGGACAGAGAUCGUGACUUCGACCGCGAAAGGGACCGGGACCGCGAGAGGGAUCGCGAUAGGCGCGAUAGAGACCGCGACCGGAGGGAUUCUGGUCAGCGCCUUGCUUAUAUUAUCGAAACAGUCAUGCACAUAUUGACACGACAACAGGACGCUCGAGCACCAGGCGACCUGGUGACCACUGGGAGCCUGACAGUAGAGGCGGAGAGAGAAAAGCUCAUUCAAUGCCAGCAAAGGCGCAAGCGUUCGCGUACGCGCUCUCGGUCGCGUUCCCCUCGCAGACGGUCUGCCUCGCCACGUCGCCGGUCGCGCCGGUCUCGGUCACGUUCCUCUCGGUCGCGUUCGCGGUCCAGGGGUGGCGGCAAAUCCGACACCUUCAUGCGCUCACUUGGUGGGCCCAUGAACGCCGACCAUGAAGAGGCCGUGGAAUUCGCGAAAAUCAGCAAGCGAGAGAACCGCGUCUACGUGGGAAACCUCAGUUACGAGGUUCGGUACCGUGACUUGAUGGAAUUCAUGAGGGGAGCUGGAGAGGUUCUCUUCGCCGAGGUUCUCAUAACGCCUACCGGUGUAUCGAAGGGAUGUGGAAUCGUAGAGUUUGCUUCUCCGGAAGACGCUCAGCGUGCGGUACGGGAGCUCUCCGAAGUUUCGCUGCUGGGCCGGCCAGUCUUCAUCCGUGAGGAUCGUGAAUCCGAGUCUCGUUUCGGGGCGACUCCGGUUCCAGGAAAGAUGGGCAUGGCCAUGGCGGGACAAGGUCUCAAUGCGGGCCCUCCUCCUCGCCCAGCUUCGCAUAACUAUCUUGCCGGGACUCAAACCUCUAACCCUGGUAACCAACUGUACGUUGGCAAUCUGCCGUAUCAAGCUGGAUGGCAGGAUUUGAAAGACCUUUUCCGUGUUGCUGGUAACAUCAUUCGUGCUGAUAUCAACCUUGGCGCGGACGGCCGUCCCAAAGGAUCCGGAACUGUGGUUUUCGAGACUGCGAAAGAUGCUGCAGCUGCGAUUGGCAAGUCAAUGUACCAUGGCACCGAUUGGUAUGGACGAACGCUCGAAGUCCGAGAGGAUCGUUAUGCCGGUCUGUCGGGAUCUGGUGGCUUCCGCGGUGGCUUCCGCGGAGCACCCCGCGGUCUCGGGCGCGGCGGAUUCCGUGGUGGACUGCGUGGCAGGGGAGGGUUUGCCGGAGGUCUCGGUGGUGCACCCGGUCGCGACUUUUCCAAUCAAGAUAUCUACGCAGACUACUCGGGCCCUGACCAGGCAGGUGGCGCGACAGGCGGGGGGUAUAAUGGAGGGAACAGUGCCGGAGGUUAUGCGAGCGGCGGGUUUGGUGGUCCGGGUGGUCCUGGCUACACUGAGCCUGAGCCAAGCCAGCAGAUCAUGGUCCGCAACCUCCCUUGGUCAACUGCAAAUGAGGAUCUGGUUGAACUCUUUGAGACCACGGGCCAAGUUGAACUGGCUGAGAUUCUGUUUGAUGGAAGUCGCUCGAAAGGCUGUGGUGUCGUGCAGUUUGCGCAAGUCGCAGAGGCUGAAACGGCAAUUGCCAAGUUCCAGCACUAUAUGUAUGGUGGUCGACCGCUUGACGUGCGUUUCAACGACCGCUGGCACACUUUCACCCCGACUGCUGCAAAGGGCGGUCAAAUUGGUCAAGAGAUGGCUUGAGGAUGCUGUUGCUUCGUGUAUAUAUAUAUUUAACGUAUAAAGUGUCUUUGGAGGACACGACCUAACCAAAAUAACAUGAUUGUUACUCGCAGUAUCACAAAUCUCUCUCAAGUCAA
This is a messenger RNA of Mycena citricolor, 1966 nucleotides long. The record is from the annotation of a GenBank genome assembly. Lineage: Eukaryota; Fungi; Basidiomycota; Agaricomycetes; Agaricales; Mycenaceae.